Panicum hallii is the source of this 1209-nucleotide messenger RNA. RefSeq lists its product as uncharacterized. The record is from RefSeq and is a predicted model, not a curated record. Gene Ontology annotation, molecular function: protein binding. Lineage: Eukaryota; Viridiplantae; Streptophyta; Magnoliopsida; Poales; Poaceae. Bases 28 to 720 code for a protein of 230 amino acids. The transcript has 2 exons.
CCUGAGCUGUACCGGGCCCAGAACGCGAUGCUUCCCCGCCUCGCGCCGCCGCUCGCCGGCGCCCUCCCGCGCGUCCUUCGCGGCAUCUGCACCGCCGCGCCGCCGCCAUCCAAGACCCCGCCCGAACCGCUAUCCCGGUCCGAGCUCGACGCCAUCUCCGCGCUCCUCCCGCGGCUCCUCUCGGCGGGCCAUGUCCCCGCCGCGGGGCGCCUCCUCUCCGCCGCACUCCUCCUCCCGGGCUCCCUGGAGCGCCUCCCUCUCCCGGCCCUCGCCGCGCACCUCGCCUCGCUCCCGACCCUCUCCGAGGCCUUCGCGCUCCUCACCGCGCUCCGCCACCACCCGGCCCGCCCCUCGCCGCUCCCGCUGGCGUCGCUGCUGCUCGACAGCCUCCUCUCCCAGCGCCGCGCUCGCGACGCGGCCUCCGUGCUGCGGUGGCUCUGCCGCCCGGACUCCCCGCGCCGGCCCGACGCCAACACCUACGCCGCCGCCGUCGCGGGGCUCUGCCGCCUCGAGGACCCCAGGGGCGCGCUCGCCGCGCUCAGGGAGAUGGCCGCGGACGGGUUGCAGGCCUCGCCUGAGCUGCGGGAGGCGGUGCGGGACUCGAUGCUGCAGGACGCCAGGAUCGAGGAGGCGUGGGCGCUGGAGGAGGUGAUGCGGCUGCGGGAGAUCGGCAAGGUUGCGGAGCUGGUGGACAAACUUCUUUCGCAGUGGGAACCCUGAGCCUUUCAGGAGGAAGAGCAAUGCAUGGUUGGUGCUUCCCUGUAUUGGAUGCAAAGUUGCAGAUCUGAUGAGCUGGAGGAGAUGAUUGGUCUGCACAACUUGAUCCAUAUUCAGAACAGAGGACAGAUUUCGCCUGAACAGACUUCACCCAGAAUAUUAAUCUUUGGAUUCUACGUAAGAUGGCAAUGCCUUUAAUCUUUUGUAGUUUUUGAAUCUGUUUAUGUAUACUUGCUGGGAUGCCAUUGGGCGUAUUUAAGAAUUAGAAUAGGUAUCUAAGCAGAUUUAGAAAGGCAGAUUUUUUUUUUCUUGUGCAUUGCAUAAUGAUGGCAAUUGGCUUUUGAGUUUGAAUUUUACUGAAAACAUAGUACAAUUUUCAUCUGACCUGUUUCUGCGAUGAGAACUUAGUGGUUUCUUUUUGAUCAAUGUAUUGUUGAUACUUCAGAAGAGAUGGUUGUGCCAAACAAGCAUAUGAAUACAUUAAACUUUCUA